UUCUGGAUGGCUAUGUGUCUCUCUUACUUCCAGAGAAAGAUAAGACAGAUGAUCUACAAGACUUGGCUACUGGUCAGUCUCCUGAUUUUGGGAAAUGUUUUACUCCUGUGUUUCACCAUUGUUACCCUUGAAAAAAGAAAGCUGUGGAGGUUGCCGAAAAAACUGGGGUACUACCAUGUUGCUUACCCCCAAAAAUACACAUUCAUCAUCGACCAGCCUGAGAAGUGUGCAGAGCAUAAGCCCUUCAUGGUGGUCAUCGUGCCUGUGGCCCCCGGGAACUUUGAAGCGCGCGACGCCAUCAGAAAGACGUGGGGAAGUGAGGAGUUGGUCAGGGACAAGGCGGUCCUGGUUCUGUUUCUUCUGGGCUCACGGAGUGGAACCGAUGAGACAUUGCAGAACCAACUUCAAAAAGAAAACCAGCGGUACCAAGACCUGCUGCAGAGUAACUUCAGGGACUCCUAUAGGAAUUUAACUAUUAAAACCAUGGUAAUGAUGGAAUGGCUGAGCACAAAGUGUCCGCAGGCGUCUUACGCCGUAAAGGUGGACGCAGAUGUCCUCCUCAACAUCAAAAACCUCAUUAACAUGCUUGUGAAUCUGAAAACACUGCAAAGGAACUACAUCACUGGCCUCAUAUUGUCCAGCAACAGCGUCCUGAGAGAUCCAUCCAGCAAGUUUUAUCUCCCUCACGAUGUCUAUCCCAGAUCCCGAUAUCCUCCAUAUCCUGUGGGCAUGUGUUACAUCUUUUCAAUGGACCUGCCAGAGAAGAUUGUACGGGUUUCGCUGCACAUCAGACCCAUAUUUAUAGAGGACGCGUAUCUCGGCAUGUGUCUGAAGCGUUUGGGUAUCAUCCCUAAAAAACCACCAAAUAUGCAUCAGUUUGUCGUCAGACCACCUCCACAGUACAAUCGCUGUUUAUAUUCCAGACUAAUAGCAAUACUUACAUACAACUCGACUCAGCUGACUUCCUAUUGGACAGACAUCCACUCCUCCAGCACACCCUGCUGACGUUCUGGAUGCAAAAUGUCGAAAUUUGCAUGUUUUUGAAAGAAAGAAAAGUAUUUUUAGUUCCAGGCUCAGAUAACAAAACCAUAUAUGGCCCUUUCACCUGGUAUUAUCCAUUAUUUGAUCAAAAGUGGUCAGGUGAGACACUUAUAUGUUCAUGUAUAAGCAUCUAAAAAUGCAUCUUGUGUGACUGCCUGUGCAUACAUUUUAAAGGCAGGGUUUUCAAGUUCAUCAAUUACUUAAUCAGCGUAUUACUGCAUGUCUAUAAACCGGUCCAGGGUGUAUUUCAUUGGA
Messenger RNA from Triplophysa rosa, 1296 nucleotides. RefSeq names its product beta-1,3-galactosyltransferase 2-like. NCBI's taxonomy places the organism in Eukaryota, Metazoa, Chordata, Actinopteri, Cypriniformes, Nemacheilidae. Gene Ontology annotation, cellular component: membrane. The transcript is spliced from 2 exons. Bases 7 to 1005 code for a protein of 332 amino acids. The record is from RefSeq and is a predicted model, not a curated record. Gene Ontology annotation, molecular function: N-acetyl-beta-D-glucosaminide beta-(1,3)-galactosyltransferase activity.